GGAAUACAUAGACUAGCUUUCUAGCCUGAUUUUUAGACGUGGUAUGAUUACCUUCAUUUUCCUCUUCCUUUACCGUACAGACGGUUUUGAUCAUAGAACUUUAUUCAGCUAUAAAGCUGCGGCUUUACUAUCUUGUCAUUAUUAUCACUGCUUAGGUGUAUCUUUGCUUCUUUCCACACAUCCUUACUCAAUCUCUACGCACUGCUUGUCUUUAUUUUUCCUUCCUAUCGUCGUUUAUAAACCGUUCAUUGACAUUUCUUUAGUCGUAGGUGCACUCAUAGUUUUCCUUCAGAAGAUAUCAACGACACCAACACGACAUCAUUAGAAGGAAAAAGACUGGGGCAAACCCAAAGCAAACAAUACAUUUAGAAAACUGGAAAGAAAAAGUUCAGCCAUCUUUA
Phytomonas sp. EM1 is the source of this 401-nucleotide messenger RNA. The record is from the annotation of a GenBank genome assembly. NCBI's taxonomy places the organism in Eukaryota, Euglenozoa, Kinetoplastea, Trypanosomatida, Trypanosomatidae.